Molecule: messenger RNA, 1353 nt
Organism: Capronia coronata CBS 617.96
Lineage: Eukaryota; Fungi; Ascomycota; Eurotiomycetes; Chaetothyriales; Herpotrichiellaceae
Exons: 5
Coding region: 1-1353 (450 amino acids)
Molecular function (GO): metal ion binding
Source: RefSeq, a predicted model, not a curated record
AUGGCGUCUCUGAAGGCGCGUGUAGAGGAGGUGAAGCGAGGCGAUGCGGCCAAGAAUGGGCUUCUUGAUGAGCUGGUGGCGCAGGUUGAUCAACUUGUCAAGGAGCGAGAUGCUGCGAAAGGCGAGCUUGGCAUGGCCCAAGAUACUGCCAGAACAUACUAUCAACGAAUGGUCCAAGCCGAGUCAGAGAAGUCUCAUAUACAGACAUCCAUGGAUUGCGACCGAUUCGUCCUUGUCCUCAUCGACGGGGAUGGCAUGCCGUUUCUUGACGAAUUCGUCUCGAGAGGUCUGGAAGGUGGCGAGGAUGCCGGCAAACAUCUCCGCACCGCUGUCCUCAACUAUUACCAAACCCAUGCCAAAUACCAUGCUGAUGACCGUGUCGUGAUGCGGAUCUAUGCAAACGCCAAAGGGCUGGGCCGGACCUCCAAGGCUGCCAAGAUCAUUCCUGACGAAUCUGUUUUUGAUCAAUUCAUGAUCGGGUUCAAUAGAAGUCAUCCUCUAUCCGACUUUAUCGAUGCAGGCCAUCACAAAGAAGCUGCGGACUCAAAGCUGAAAGCAAACUUCGAACUCUACUAUCGAAAUCAUCAUUGUCAGCAUAUCAUCUUCGGCGGCUCUGCGGACAACAGCUACGCCGGCUUUCUGAGUCCCUACUCCCUCCCGAAUGCCAUCAAUGACCGCAUCACAUUACUUGAAGGUCCACCCUUCCCGUAUGACCUUAGAAAAGUCGCUCAAGGUUUUCGACAGGUCGCCUUUCGCGGCAUUUUCAGGACCACCAAGAUCCAAACCAUGCCGAACGGUGGUCAGGUUGUCGGAACAAAGAGACCUGCUGCUGAUGCACUCGCAUCCACGAGGGCUCGGCCACCUCCACAGUCCACAUCUGCCGGUGCCACGCCUCCUAAGCAACAGGCCAGCCAGCUGUCUCAGCAAGCGCAGAAAGGCCCCUUCACUCCGCCGCCUUACAUCUACCAGAAUCAAUACGGUCAGCGACUCGACGUCCCACUGGAUAUCGACAAAGAGUAUCUGAAGGAGCUGUAUACCAAGAACACCAGGCUCUGCAACAAUUUCUAUCUGAAAGGAUACUGCCAGUUCGGCGACAAAUGCGAAUGGGAUCACACCCAGCAUCUUACCCAGCGACAACUCGACACAUUCAGACACAAAGCCAGAACAUCCAGCUGUCGGAACCCAUUCUGCCAAGAUCCUACCUGUUGCCUCGGCCACAUGUGUCCUAGAGGGCCCUCCUGCGACAUCUCUAUCUGCAAAUUUCUUCCCGAGAUGCACAACAUUGAUUGCAGAGAGGUCUACCGGUUCAACCCUGAGACAGGCGAGAGAAAGAGGAUUGAGAUGCCUGGCUAG